Molecule: messenger RNA, 1152 nt
Organism: Gamsiella multidivaricata
Lineage: Eukaryota; Fungi; Mortierellomycota; Mortierellomycetes; Mortierellales; Mortierellaceae
Product: ketopantoate reductase PanE/ApbA-domain-containing protein
Exons: 4
Coding region: 114-1109 (331 amino acids)
Biological process (GO): pantothenate biosynthetic process
Cellular component (GO): cytoplasm
Molecular function (GO): 2-dehydropantoate 2-reductase activity
Source: RefSeq, a predicted model, not a curated record
CCUCUCAUUCACACUUCAACUCUUCCAUUCCUCAUCUCGGCUCAUUCCUUUUCUUCUUCCUCCACACUUCUCUCUUCUUCCAUAACUCCUUUUCCUCUUCAUAGCCCGGCACAAUGACCCAAAGCUCCCCUCACUCUCGUAUCCUCACCGUGGGCACUGGUGCUAUCGGUGCAUACUACACAUGGCGCAUGCAGCAAUCAGGCCAUUGUACCGUUACCGCCGUCUGUAGAUCCAACUAUGAAGCCGUCAAGACCAAGGGUAUCGAAAUUCAGACGGUUGCCUGGGGCGAGGGCCCUCAUGUCUUCAAGCCUGAGCAUGUGGUUAAGGCUGUACCAAGCGAGACUUAUGAUUACAUUGUCGUAUGCAUGAAAGCAUUGCCAGAUGUCUAUAGCAUCGCUGAUAUUAUCGCGCCAGCUGUGGAGGCCUCUCCCAAUGCUGCCAUUGUUUUGAUCCAGAACGGCAUCGGUAUUGAGGACCCCAUCAAGGCGCGAUUCCCUCGCAAUCCCAUUCUUUCUGCUAUUGCCUACAUUGGAGUCACACAAAACGAGAUCGGUGUCGUCUAUCACUCGGGUAUGGUUCAAAGAUUGAUUGUGGGGUUGUUCGAGCCUAUUGAGGGCGUCGAUACCGCAUCGGCACUGAAGAUUUUUGGUGAUAUCUGCAAGGAUGGUGGCAUUGAUACCAUUGUCGCAGAUGACAUUCAGAACUACCGGUGGCAGAAGCUCGUCUGGAACGGAGCGAUGAACCCGAUCUGUAUCCUCUCGGAUCUCUGGACUGUGUCCAAUGUCCUUGCAGAUCCAAAAUACAAAGAGAUGGUCUUGAGGACCAAGGGUGAGAUCGUAGCUUUGGCGGAAGCUCUCGGAUAUCCAAUGCCAUCUACACUGAUCGAGACCAGCAUGAGCACUAGCGCUCGGCUUGCAGAUGGAUACAAGGCUAGCAUGGUCGUCGAUCUCGAGGAGGGAAGGCCCAUGGAGACAGAGGUCAUUCUCACCAACCCAAUUAGGAUUGCGGAGGAGCGUAACCUCACACAUAUCAUCCCAACCUGGUACCAACUCUACAAGGACCUGAUCAAAUACUUUGCCAAACGCCAGGCCAAGAAGGGCAGCCUGUGAAUAUAUAGAUCACGUGUGUAGCUCAGUAAUAAACUCCUUUCAC